CUGGACGCGGGGCAUGAUGUGCAUCAAAUGCCUGAAUCAGCCAAACGACAAGUUCCUGAGCAUAUAUUACGAAAAGCCAGAGAGAUCGCAAAGGCUGAAUAUCAAAAGAAACUCAAGGAGAUUGCCAUGUCUGAAUAUGAUGCAGAUGCAUACAUGGCGCUUUGGAAUAAAAUCGAGAAGCAGUCUAGUCUUCUGCGAUCCAUUGUUGAGCAGCUAGAAGCGAAAGAGAAAGAGCGUCAGUGGGCUCGUCAUCAAACUACCGGUGACCUUGAUGAUGGGAAACUUAUUGAGGGAAUCACCGGCGAGAGAAAUAUCUAUAAACGGCGCAUAGAUAAAGUCCCUGAACCCGGUACACCGCAAAUGAAACCAAAGAGGAUGAGACUAUGCUUUGAUGUGUCUGGUUCAAUGUAUCGCUUUAAUGGUUAUGAUAAAAGACUGAACAAAUCUCUUGAAGCGGCUCUCUUGGUUAUGACUUCAUUCGAAGGCAAAAGUGAUAAGAUCAUUUAUGACAUCACUGGACACUCUGGAGAUGGCCCUUGCACAGAAUUCGUUAAGGAAGGACACUAUCCGCAAAACAAUAAAGAACGACUGGACAUUCUAAAGCAGAUGUUAGCUCAUACCCAGUUUUGCUCCAGCGGUGACUUUACGGUAGAGGGUCUGGAAGAUGCGAUUCAAUUUUUGAGCAAGAAGAAAGACUGUGACGAAAAGUUUGUCGUUCUUAUCUCUGACGCAAAUCUGGAUAGAUAUGGGAUAUCGCCUAAAGAAUUGGUGAGGGCCAUGAACAAAAAUGAAGAUGUCCGCUCAUUUGUGAUAUUGAUUGGCUCUCUCGGCGAACAAGCAGCCAGGCUCAAAGAGUCGUUGCCAGUUGGAAAAGCAUUUGUUUGUGAAAACACAUCUGAUCUCCCAAAGAUAAUGCAAAGCAUUUUUGCAUCUACCUUAGCUUGA
This is a messenger RNA of Cylicostephanus goldi, 945 nucleotides long. The record is from the annotation of a GenBank genome assembly. NCBI's taxonomy places the organism in Eukaryota, Metazoa, Nematoda, Chromadorea, Rhabditida, Strongylidae.